GCGGCCCUUCGACCCGAGAGAGCAGUCGCUCCGGUUGCUCGCUUCAAAAGAAUCGAAGCAAAGAUGGACUCCUGAGAGAUUUUUAUAUACACAGCAGAGUCGACCCCGAGACUUCGGAAUAUUCCACCGUUAAAUUCUCUCACCGAGGCGCGCCCGGAGGGCCGGAACGUUCUUUUUAUGAUCACGCUCGCGAGGUGUGAACGAUGAUCGUGCAGGAGCCAGUGCAGGCGGCCAUAUGGCAUUGUUUAAAUCACUAUGCUUAUCCAGAUGCUAUAUUCCUGGCAGAACGAUUGUGUGCAGAAGUGGACACAGAGGAAAGUUUGUUUCUUUUAGCAACAUGUUACUAUCGGUCUGGCCGGAUUAGGCAAGCUUAUGCCUUAUUAUCCCAGAAGGCGCCUAGUUCGGCACAGUGUAGGUUUUUGCUAGCAAAAUGUUGUUACGACUUGGAAAAAUAUGCAGAAGCAGAGGCUGCAAUAAUCGGCGGAUAUUACAAACAGUUGAAAAAUUUGGAAGAGAUAACAACCCAGUUUGGAGAACAGGCAUGCUUUUCCCUGCAGAUAAUAGCAAAGAUUUAUUACAAAAUGAUGCGUACCACGAGAGGUAAUGAAGCACACAAGCUGGCUUUGAAAUUGAAUCCCUUCCUCUGGAACUCGUUUGAAGAGCUGUGCAACGUCGGCGAGAAGGUGGAUCCCACCAAGGUUUUUCAGUUAGACAAACUAGAUUCUUUUGCCAUGUGCCAUGGUACCGUUUCUACGCUCAACUACGUCACCGAACCGGAUCUCAUCGUACCUGGAAGUAACGCCAAUAGUACACCUAUGUCAAAUGGCACUAACCUUACACCCGUGACGAUAGCGCCGACGCUGAUAAAUGGCGGUCAGGUACCUCAGGUACGAUUGUGUUCCACUAUAGAGGAGACCCCGCAAAAUGUGCCGAUUCACUACAGCAAUUGUUCCUCGAUAUCGCCAAGGACCAAGUUGUCGCGUUAUCGUAGCAUGUUCAGCAAUUCCAUGAGUCCGCUCACGCCUAGUUUCGGUAUUUUACCGCUCGACAACAAUACACCCGAGCCGACAGUUCCACCUUCGCACACGACUCUUACGGAAGCCAAUGAUCAAAAGAGUUUGGCGAAACGCGUCAGUAGUCUAAGAGCUCAUGUUGGGCAAUUAAUGUCGAGAAAAGAGACACCAUUGCAACAAGGCAAAUCAGUAUUUUCCCAGUCGGGUAAUACGAGCAAUACUGCCAACAUUGUGACGGUGACAGCAGCUAAUCCUACUUCACCUCCGUCACCGACAUUUCAAGGCACCAAUGUUAGACGGUCCUCGCGACUUUUCAGCCAUAAUUCCGUAAAAGAAAACAAUAAAUCACCUAAUAGGAAUAAAUUUGCAACUCCAAAAUCUCCGUCUCGGAAGACAAAAGCAAGACUAGCAAAGGCAAAUUUGAAUAAAACCAAUUUCAACGAAUUAAACGAGAGGAAUAGAAAUGAAAAAGAGAAGAGUGAAACGAUUACAUCUGAAAAAGCUGUAGCUAAUGCAAAUGCACUUAAUGCCCAAAAUAAUAACAUUCAUUGUGGGAUAACUUUACAAAAACAGUCGGCAGAGGGAUUAAUGUCUUUGCUACGAGACUUAGGGACGGCAUACCAAAACUUGAGUCAGUUCAAAUGUGCGCAAGCGAUUGAAAUAUUAAGUAUACUGCCGACACAGCACUAUAAUACGGGCUGGGUACUUUCUAUGUUAGCUCGUGCGCAUUUCGAGAUGAUGGAUUAUAAAAAGGCUGCUAGUUAUUUUGCUGAAGUGCGACAGUUAGAGCCUCAGAGGACAGAAUUGAUGGAGAUUUAUAGCACUGUUCUAUGGCACCUGCAUGCGGAAGUACAGUUGUCUACGCUUGCUCAAGAUCUGGUUUCCCAAGACCGUAAUUCGGCGGCGGCAUGGUGUGCCACGGGAAAUCUCUUCUCGGCGCAGACGGAGCAUGAAACUGCGAUUAAAUUUUUCCAAAGAGCCAUUCAGGUGGAUCCUAAUUUUCCAUACGCCUAUACAUUACUAGGACAUGAAUACGUGUUGACUGAGGAAUUAGAUAAAGCAAUUACUGCUUUCCGUAACGCCAUCAGACUCGAUCCGAGGCAUUAUAAUGCAUGGUUUGGUCUGGGAACGAUAUUUUCAAAACAGGAGCAAUAUAGUUUAGCGGAAUUACACUUUAAACGGGCCUUACAAAUAAACCCGCAGAAUUCUGCGUUGAUGUGCCACAUAGGUGUCGUGCAACACGCCCUGAAAAAGACCGACCAAGCAUUAAAGACUCUGAACACAGCACUAAUUAAUGACCCGGAUAAUACUUUGUGCAAAUUUCAUCGCGCCAGCAUCAACUUCUCUAUUGGUCGACAUAUGGAAGCUUUAAGAGAAUUUGAAGAGCUAAAAAAUAUUAUACCCAAAGAAUCUCUAGUCUAUUAUUCAAUAGGAAAGGUGCAUAAAAAAUUAGGCAAUACCCAUCUUGCGUUAAUGUACUUUAGUUGGGCUACGGAUUUAGAUCCAAAGGGUGUUAAUAGUCAAAUUAAGGAGGCUAUAUUGAGUCCAGGUCAGGGAGAUGAUGACUCCCCUCCGACGCAAUCAGAUGAACAGCAAGCACAAAAUAAUUCAAUGGAACAGGACAUUGAAACCAAUAGAGAAGGAAGUGCCGCGCCACUUGCCGGAAACGUUUCGGUCGAGCCUCAUGCCGACGACAGCGAUGAUAGUUUAUGAAAACAAUACGUGAGAAAACUUCCGUGAAAAAAGAAAUAUGGGGCGUUAUUAUCCUCGUUGUCAGUCAUUCGAAUCGUUUCUUAUUCGCUGAUUUGGCUUCGCUUACAGAAUGAUGUGCGAUCAUUGAUUUAAAUUGAACGGUUGUCAACAUCUUUGCGAACUAUUUCGUACGAUACAUGAUUUAGUUAAAAAGUAAUUUUUUUCAAAUUUUUUUUGUCUUGAACGAAUUUGAGGUUCUUAUGUACAAAGAUGCGGAGUUCUUAUGAUAAUAGGAAACUCACGUGUGAUAUUCUCUAUCGAUUUGUACAAUACGCGUUUGCAUCUGUAUAUUUUUUACGAUUAUCUUUUGUAUUUCUUUAUUCAUCUCUCUUUUAUACCUCGUCUCGUCUUGCAGAUUAAAAAUCGCUUCAAGUUAAACGUGAUUUAAAGACGGAAACUUGUGUGAAGCUGAUCAAGUUUGGUUUUAAUCAAAUUAUAAUGAGGGAGGGAGAAGAAGGGAUGAUUUAAUUCUCGCUCGCGGACGAGGUAUUAGAGAUUUAUUACGGUUAAGUAGAGACUGUAUCAUGUUGCGAAAAGAUGAACGAAUAUAACCGUAAGCAUGUCAUAUAUAGUUAGGUAAUAUAAUUAAUUGUUCGCGAAUAAGGAGGAAGAGUCUUGUGUAAAUGUAAAUUAUUAUUACUGUGUAUUUACCGCUAUUAUUACUAUUACUAUUAGCGCUAUCAUUACCAUUAUUAUUCGUAUGGUUAUCAUUGUUGAUUUAGUGAUUGUGAAGAUAUCGUUGGCCGCUUUGCGUCGAAGCGGCCGCUCGGACGAUCGUGCAAUUCUCGUCAUGAAAAUCCCUUGAUCGAUCGAACAUACGAGUCCGAAACACCGCGACUGCGAUUUCGGUGGUUCAGUAAUCGCGCGAUUACAUAUUCGGUUUUCGAUCUCGACUCGAUAAUCUGGAAUUUAGCAUAACUCGCCUCGCAAAUGUCUAUAUAUAUAUAGAAAUAUUCGUCGGAUUAUAUUCUUAAUAGUGCUGGACAGAAUUUAUGACGUUUACGGCGUCGGUCUUCGUAUCGAUAUUAAGUGUACAAUGCAAAUUGUGUCGUUGCUCCUGGAAUUUCAUCGGAUUUCCCGGAACAGAGAAUAUGCAACAUCGUUGCACCCGAAGGAACGGCGUAUAUAAAUAUAUACGUUUAUCUCUAUAAUUUUGAAUGAAUUGAGUUGUGAUCCUAGCGCCGUCGCGCGCGCGUGACUGUACCAUUUUAUAUUGUACACGUAAUUAAACGAAAGACACGUCACGGAAAAAAAAGAAAUUUAUAGACAAAUCGCCGACUGAGAAGUGCGUCUGUAUGGUGCACGCAGAUAUCCCUCAUGUUUUUUCCGCUCCUUUAUAUCUCUGUCCUUUACAAUUUAUUUAUUUAUUUAUCUCUUUUUGUAUCUCUCUUCUCUCGCGCGUUCUGCGUUCAUCCCCCAUGCUUUUGGGGAAGAAUAGGACGAGAACGAAUAGGACAGAGUUCCUUUUGCAUAUUCGGCAUAUUAUAGCGUCUUGUCUCGUUAUUUAUUGAAUGGCGUCUAAUCAUUAUUUAUUGUUUGAGCCUCGUACGCUUAUCAGUGAUAAAUCGAGCGGAAAUGGAGUCGCAACUAUCUCCCAAAGAAUUUAGGAAACGCGUAUGUAUGUGAUGUCUGGCUCGCCUUUACCCAGCCUCCGCGAUACAGAAACCGAGAAGGUUCGAUCGAAGUCAACAAUCGCUGCCGUGUUACUCGUUACAAAGAGGUGUAUGCGCAAAAUAAAGGCCUGCACUUUUUACGAAAAA
Solenopsis invicta (red fire ant) is the source of this 4525-nucleotide messenger RNA. RefSeq names its product cell division cycle protein 27 homolog (gene Cdc27). Gene Ontology annotation, molecular function: protein binding. Gene Ontology annotation, biological process: cell division. The transcript is spliced from 13 exons. The record is from RefSeq and is a predicted model, not a curated record. NCBI's taxonomy places the organism in Eukaryota, Metazoa, Arthropoda, Insecta, Hymenoptera, Formicidae. The coding region runs from base 204 to 2726 and encodes 840 amino acids.